Messenger RNA from Botrytis fragariae, 741 nucleotides. Its product is annotated as putative mediator of rna polymerase ii transcription subunit 7 protein. The record is from RefSeq and is a predicted model, not a curated record. Gene Ontology annotation, cellular component: core mediator complex; mediator complex. The transcript is spliced from 3 exons. Lineage: Eukaryota; Fungi; Ascomycota; Leotiomycetes; Helotiales; Sclerotiniaceae. Gene Ontology annotation, biological process: regulation of transcription by RNA polymerase II. Gene Ontology annotation, molecular function: transcription coregulator activity. Bases 1 to 741 code for a protein of 246 amino acids.
AUGGCGGAACAACAGCAGCAGCAGCCAAACUUGAUAGCACAAGUUUCCCCCGGUCCACCAUUAUUUUGGAAGCAAUUUACUACCGAUAAUCUUGAACGGAUAGAGAAGCUACGCGCGGAGAACUUUCCAAACUACAAGGUCGCCGACAAUUUAUCUUACAAGCUUCCUCCUCGUAUUCAUGAUGUUCCCGCCGAACUGCGAUUUCUGCAACCCCCAGAACCACCAGCGACUGGAGUUUACAGAACAUUUGGACAAAUCCGACAAAUUAAGAAUGAACUUCCUCCUCUUGAAGAGGGCAUUGAGCAAAUAUAUACACCACCUACCACACCAACAGGAAGUGGAAAGCAUGAGGAUCGCAAACUGAUUCUCAAACGAUUCGCAAAGUCAUUACUAUUGAACUUUUUAGAAUUGGUUGGUACAAUGAGUAUUCAUCCAGAACAGAGCCACGAAAAGAUAGGGGAUUUGCAUACUAUAUUCGCCAAUUUCCAUCAUUUGCUGAACGAAUAUCGACCCUAUCAAGCACGAGAAUCAUUGAUUGCAAUGAUGCAGGACCAAUUAGACAAAUCCAAGGCGGAGACUGAGGGCAUCAUGAAGAUGAAGGAGAAGGUCGAAGGAAUGCUAGAAGGAUUUGUCGAGAUCAAACUAGGAGAUGAGGCGAAUGCCACUGGUCAAGAACAUGAGAAUGUAAUAGAGGACGAAGGGAAAGAUGUUUGGGAGCAAUUGGACCUGGAAUUUGGCUGA